CAGUGAUGACCUGUCCGGUUGCUAGGGGUAACUGCUCCCCUGUAGCAGGUGUCCAUGGCGCAAUAUGGAGCCGCCCCGCACACCUGAGCACAGAGCCCGCCCUUAUAGCGCUGCCUGCACUGGGGAGGGGCGCAUAGAGGAUGUAUGUGUCCUGUAGAGAACACGAGCAGUAGCGGCGGACAUAUGUUCCUGUGCGGGGAGCAGCAGGAAGAAGAUCCAAGACUAUGUAUAAUGGCCUAGCUUUCGUCAAUUUUUCUGUGGCGGACAACGUGACCGGCCUAGAUACAAUGGAUGGACAUGAGAUGCCGCUGACAGGCUCAUUGAGUCUUGAACCCAGCUGUAUACUGAUCUUGAUAAUAACAGGAAAAGUGAUCCUGAACAUAUUAAUUCUUGGGGCAAGACACAGGAAUGUUGGCACAAGCUUAAUGGGCUACUGCUGCGUCUCUCUAGCUAUUGUGGACUUUAUGCUGUUACUUGCCAUUGCUGCCAUCCACUAUUUUCAGGAUUUUACAGUAGUGGGCCUAAGGUUCACCAGUUACCACAUCUGUCUGUUUACACAGAUUAUAUCUCAUACCUAUGGUAUCCUUCAUUUGCCGUUUCUUUUGGCGUCUGGACUAGAUUACUAUUUGACUAUUGUCAAGUCUAUACAUAUCCCAUGUGCCUGUUCAGGACUUCUAUAUACAGCAUGUGUUGUUCUUCUAUGGACUGGGGCAUUUGCCCAUGUUCUUCUCUCACCAAUGAGAUCUCCAGCGUUGGACAUGGGACAGUCUGGCUAUCAGUGCACUUUUUACAUUAGCAGCCAAAGUUUUUACUUAUCCAUUGUUUUAGUCUGUAGUAUUUUUACAGCACUUUCUUUCUGCUGUUUUGAAAUUGUGGCUUUCUUAAAGUCAUUAAAAGUGAUAUCCUACGCCAGAAACACUGUGGUCCUAUUUUCAUUCCCACAAGGAGAUAUGUGGCCUGUCCAAGGAGGUAAACGCCUCAUGGCAGCUCUCUUGUUCUCCUUUUUGGGCACUUGGGCCCCAUUUAUUGUUUUUCAAAUAGUCAUAAUUGUUUUGUGUGCACAUAUCCCAGGAUACAUGGAUAUGAAUGUCCCCUGGUUAUAUUUUAUGAACAGUUUCCUAAUAGGAGUUUCCUAUGGACUUAAAUAUCCUGAUCUUCAAAGAACUGAAAAUACAUUUUCUAAGGACCCUUUUAUUAGCUGGAAAUACUGUAUUAUGCCUUGUUUGAAAGCUGAAUAUACUAAAGUAAUGCCUCUCCGAGAUGAGUUUACCUCUUCAGUAAUGACUGUUUAAUGCUUUCAUUGUAGGUUAAGCUACUCCUGAUUUGUAUAGAAUAAAAUUGAA
This is a messenger RNA of Hyla sarda, 1343 nucleotides long. RefSeq names its product G protein-coupled receptor 160 (gene GPR160). The transcript has 2 exons. The record is from RefSeq and is a predicted model, not a curated record. NCBI's taxonomy places the organism in Eukaryota, Metazoa, Chordata, Amphibia, Anura, Hylidae. Gene Ontology annotation, cellular component: plasma membrane; signaling receptor complex. Bases 225 to 1292 code for a protein of 355 amino acids.